This is a messenger RNA of Vespa velutina, 2785 nucleotides long. RefSeq names its product S1 RNA-binding domain-containing protein 1. The record is from RefSeq and is a predicted model, not a curated record. The transcript is spliced from 3 exons. Bases 1 to 2598 code for a protein of 865 amino acids. NCBI's taxonomy places the organism in Eukaryota, Metazoa, Arthropoda, Insecta, Hymenoptera, Vespidae. Gene Ontology annotation, biological process: nucleobase-containing compound metabolic process; translation. Gene Ontology annotation, molecular function: mRNA binding; structural constituent of ribosome.
AUGGCUCUAGCUUUUGGUAUUUUUGCAAUGACUCUUUUCAGUUGCUAUGAUUUUUCAGGCGAGAAAGGUAAGGGCAAGAAGAGAGUAGGAAAUGUAAGAGGAAAGAAAGUAAAGGUAGAAAAUAUCAAUGAAAAGGACGAUAAUAAAGUAGACGAGGAAUGUAUAAGGGUAAAGGGUGUUAAAAGGAAAAAGGAGGAUACAGACGAGUCACAUAAUGCAAAAAAAGUGAGGUUAAAGAAGGAUGAUCUAUCUGUUGUUGUAAAAAAGUCCAAGGAAGAUGUAUCUCUCGAAGGGCAAAGAAAGAAUAAAGAAAUAGAUAUAGGAAAUUUUCCUAACGAAUGUGUGGAAUGGACCGACGUCGACUACAUUUCCGAAGUGGAAAAUAUCGAUAAACAAGUAGCAGAAAAUAUAGUGAAACUUUUCAAAGAUGAUAAUACUAUACCUUUUAUCGCAAGGUAUAGGAAAAACAUGACAGGCGGCAUGGAACCGGAUCAAUUGAGAUCGGUGAAAGAGUCCUUCGAUCGUGUAAAUGUAAUAAAACAUCGCGCUGCCGUUAUUAUUAAAGCUAUCGAUAAGUUAGGAAAGUGGACGCCACAGAUACAUUCUGCCAUAAUGUCUACCAAAUCCGGGGACGAUUUGGAGCAUAUUUAUUCAAUGUUUAAAGUAACGUCGAAGCAAUCUUUGGCGGAGAGGGCCAAGUCGUUGGGCUUAGGUCCGAUAAGUAAUGCGGUAAUAGAGGGAAAAGAAAUUCCUCCUCUAUCGUCGCUGAUCGAUCGAGAAAAGAAAGAGCUGCAAACCGAGCAACAAGUAAGGGAAGGAAUUGUACACAUUAUAGCGGAUAUAAUAAGUAAAAAUAAAGGUACGUUUGACGAAGUGAAAAUCCUUGAAAGAGCAUCUAUUAUAGAGAUUCAAACGGCGCGAUCAAAGGCAAAUGAUACGUCCAAGAACGGGAAGAGGGAUGUAGAUCGAGAAAAGUAUGAAAUAUAUUUCAAUUUCAAAAGUAACACAAGAAUUAUUAAACCGCAUCAAAUUUUAGCUAUUAAUAGGGCAGAGGCGCAGAAAGUACUCGGUGUAAAAAUCGUUAUACCCGAUUCAUUGAUAGAUGGAUUUAAAAAUUAUUGUUUGAACUCGUUGUUCAGAUUCGGAGCUAGGCCGUCGUCGGCCAUACACUUGGCACUAUUGGAAGAUAGCAUCGAUUAUGCUUACAAAAAGUUUAUCAAACCGUUGAUAGUUCGAAGAGUACGAAGCGAGUUAAAGGAGAAAGCUGAGAAUGCAUCGAUAAAGGUAUUCUCUAUCAAUGUCAAACAGUUGCUAUUGACACCUCCUGUACGUGGAAAGAUAGUGCUGGGUAUAGAUCCAGGCUUUUCUCAUGGAUGUAAAUUAGCAGUGGUGUCGGAGCAAGGUAACGUUUUAGAAACUGCCGUAAUAUAUCCUCAUAGAAGGACAGAAGGAGGUUCAGAAAAAUCGAUUAAAAUUUUGACCGAUUUGGUGAGGAAAUAUAAAAGUACUGUCGUAGCGCUCGGCAACGGUACGGCAUGCAGAGAAACAGAAGUGUUCCUUUCAAAUUUAAUCAAAUCUAAUGCCUUCGAUCCAUUCGACGUUUCUUAUACUAUAGUCGACGAAGCUGGAGCUUCCGUAUACAGCUGUAGUUCGGAGGCGAAACUUGAGUUUGCCAGCCUUGAUCCAAAUAUAAUCUCUGCGAUCUCAAUCGCAAGGCGUAUACAAGAUCCUCUUGCCGAAUUGGUCAAGAUAGAACCGAAGCAUCUAGGUGUAGGGAUGUAUCAACACGAUUUGCCCGAAAAACAAUUGAUACAGUCAUUGAACGAAGUUGUCACAGAGGCUGUAAGUUUUGUCGGCGUCGAUGUCAACACAGCUUCCCAUUCUCUUCUUAGAAAAGUCGCCGGUUUGAAUGUAUCUAGAGCGACUAGCAUCAUAGAGUGGAGGAAUAAGCAUGGUCCAUUUUUGAACAGACGACAAAUUUUAAACGUAAAAGGCAUCGGUAGCAAAACUUUCGAACAGUGUGCCGGAUUUAUAAGGAUUCUACCAGAGACAGUAACAGUUACCGGGAGUAAAGUAAAGAAAUCCAAAGAUCCAGAUAAUUCUUUAAAUUUUUUGGAUCAGACGUGGAUUCAUCCGGAGUCAUAUGCUAUAGCGAAUGAAUUUUUAAAAUCGUCUGGAUGUAAUGUAGAGGAAAUAGGCAGUUUGUCUUUCAUAGAAAAAAUAAAAUCAUACGUCAAAGACGGUGGUUCGAAUUUUCGUAAGAAAUUUCAGACGGACGAAGCCACGUUAGAAGUCAUAAUAAAGGGCUUAACUAUGAAGAAAGACGAAGACAUAAGAAUGAAAUCGCACUGUCCUUUGUUUCGUGCUUCUUUGCGAAAUAUCGACGACUUGACUGAGGGUACUUUGUUAAGCGGGGCUGUUAGAAAUGUCACGCAUUUUGGCGUAUUCGUAGACGUCGGGGUAGGAAAAAAUGGUCUUAUGCCCACCAAGUGUUGCAAGGGUCAAACUCUUUGCAUAGGUCAACGCGUGGAAGUAAAAGUUGUCAGCAUCGAACACAAACGUAAUAGAUUCAUCUUGGAACUCAUCAAGGCCUUGUAAAGUAAUAUAGAAGGGCCUUCUUUGUCGACCGUGCGAGAUGUCAAAUACAAUCGAAAUACUUUUUUUUUUUCUUUCUUUUUUUUCUUUUUUUUUUUUUCUUCAAUCACACAUACAAUCCCCCCCCCCCCCACCAUAAUAUUACGUUUUGUACGGAUUGUGAGCGAAAUAAAUUCAUCCAUUGAAAACA